AUGUCCAACUGUAUUUUCUGUAAAAUCAUCAAGGGUGAUAUCCCUAGUUUCAAGCUCUUCGAGAGCGAUAAGACUCUUGCCUUCCUUGACAUUGGCCCCCUCAGCAAAGGCCACGCCCUUGUCAUCCCCAAGUACCACGGAGCAAAGCUUGCCGAUAUCCCCGAUGAAGACCUCGCUGAGGUUCUGCCUGUUCUCAAGAAGAUUGUCAACGCGACUGGUGCCGCCGACUACAACAUCCUUCAGAACAAUGGUCGCAUUGCCCACCAAGAAGUUGACCACGUUCACUUCCACAUGAUCCCCAAGCCCAACGAGGAGGAGGGCCUGGGUGUUACCUGGCCCACUAAACCUGCCAAUAUGGAACAGCUCAAGGCCUACUGCGAAGAGAUCAAGUCAAAGAUUUAG
Fusarium pseudograminearum CS3096 is the source of this 402-nucleotide messenger RNA. RefSeq lists its product as uncharacterized. The record is from RefSeq and is a predicted model, not a curated record. The coding region runs from base 1 to 402 and encodes 133 amino acids. Gene Ontology annotation, biological process: nucleotide metabolic process. Gene Ontology annotation, molecular function: catalytic activity. The transcript has 6 exons. Lineage: Eukaryota; Fungi; Ascomycota; Sordariomycetes; Hypocreales; Nectriaceae.